CGGGCCGACUGGACGGAGCAGCCAGCUCUGCGGGCAGGGGGCUGGCCCGUGGGGGGCAGGCCCCGGCCCCAUUUCUGCCCCCCGAGGCAGCCGGGUGGGAGCCCGUGGCCCCCGCCAGCCCCCACCUGCGUGACGUCUCUCCCGGGCAGAUGAAGAACGCCGAUUACUUCUCCAACUACGUGACGGAAGAUUUCACCACCUACAUCAACCGGAAGCGGAAAAACAAUUGCCAUGGCAACCACAUUGAGAUGCAGGCUAUGGCCGAGAUGUACAACCGGCCCGUGGAGGUCUACCAGUACGGCACAGGUAGGGGCGGCCGCUCCCUGGAGUCCCAGCUGCAGAGGAGCAGCGCGCCUCAGUUUACCAGCCGUGCCACGGCACUCGUGAGCAGAGCAGGCCCCUGGCUUCACAAGAAGCAGCACCUGUGCAAAUACCCCUGUGUGCCUCAGUUUCCCUCACGCUCGGUGUUCUGGGACAGUCUCUGGUCUCCGUUCAGGGGCCGGGCGAGGCUCCGCCUGUCCCUCCUUCCUCUCUGAGAGUGGGUCUGGGCAGGCUGGCAGGGCUGUGUC
Pelodiscus sinensis (Chinese soft-shelled turtle) is the source of this 569-nucleotide messenger RNA. The record is from RefSeq and is a predicted model, not a curated record. NCBI's taxonomy places the organism in Eukaryota, Metazoa, Chordata, Testudines, Trionychidae.